Messenger RNA from Sardina pilchardus (European sardine), 3611 nucleotides. It is a transcript of the gene rab40c, whose product is annotated as RAB40c, member RAS oncogene family. Gene Ontology annotation, biological process: protein localization to plasma membrane; intracellular signal transduction. Gene Ontology annotation, cellular component: endosome; plasma membrane; synaptic vesicle. NCBI's taxonomy places the organism in Eukaryota, Metazoa, Chordata, Actinopteri, Clupeiformes, Clupeidae. The transcript has 6 exons. Gene Ontology annotation, molecular function: GTPase activity; GTP binding. The record is from RefSeq and is a predicted model, not a curated record. Bases 1342 to 2181 code for a protein of 279 amino acids.
CAGGAGUAUGUCUGGUCACAGGAGAUAGCCUGUAUUGUAACAACGAGAACUAAUAGUUUCAGCACUUCUAAUGCAGCCUUUACAAAUAGGGUUUCGGGCAAACGUGGAAGAAAAGAGAGGACGCAACAAGCUGGUUCUGGACUCUUCCCGGAUAUCCCAUGCUAAGUUCUGAAUCGUUGUUGUCCGGGGGAAAGAAAGAGGGGCCUGGGUGCAGUCGUCCGCUGAACUAACGUUACUAUUAGCUGCUUGGCUAGCUUCCUUACAUGUUUUCAGAUAACUGGUUUGCCAGCGUUUCUGCAUUUGUUAACGUUAUAUAAGUAUUAUCCGGAGACCGCAAUACUGAUAUCACAUUAGACAUGAAUGUAGUGUCAAUCUAUGGUAGAUGUUGCUCCUAAAUUGGCUUGGCAGUUGACAGGUAACGCUAGCUAUCGUUAGCUUUGACUGCUAGCUGGCUUCAUAGACCGAUCCACAUAUGCUAGAUUGGGGUUUACCUAGUAUUUGAAAGCGCAUGCUAGCUGUCUGGUAAGGAAAACAGAUUUCUUUCUUUAGAGUCCGUUUUUGUUAACUUACGUGUGUGUUCUUCCCAAUAGAGCAACAGACAGACAGCCAGCACAUCAUUUCUACCUUGAUUCCUGUGUUAUUUUAACGCCUGUGCAUGAAUUCUUGGUGAAAGUCAAAUGUAUACUCUUUGUUAAUUGUUGACAGAUUAGCAAAUGCUAGCUAACCUAACUAGCUAACAAUGAAGCCUCAGAUCAUUCUAGCUAGCAAGCUAAAGUUAGCUGGCUAGUAAACGCAGAAGAGCGAGCUGAUAUUCGAGUUGUUUUGCCAUUGCCAUAUUUAGAUUUUCUUUUGAAACGUACAUCGCUUAUCUUCACGUAAUGCCCUUGACAUAGGGACAUCUCUGAAAAACGAUAUUUGGCUAUUAACGCCGGAAAAAUGGCCAGUUUUUGUGUAAACAAGUUAGAUAGCAAGGUAACGUUAGCUGGCUAGCCUACUUGAUGCGCUAUCCGCUGUUUGCAUUCAAUAUUUCAUACUUGGUGUGAUCAUAGUGGCGUUUUGAGAAGUUGUUUUAGCAUUGUUUGCCUCUGCAAAUAGUUUUAAACCAUUAAAAGACAGCGGCAGAUCAGAGACAGCUACAUAAUUGUCCGCUGCCUCAAACAACAUCGAGAGAACUGGGACCUUGGAGUCAUCUGAAGCCACCUGCCAGCCAGCUUAUUUUGUCUGGAAAGGUUCAUGACGUAGAUUGGAAGGCAGAAGACCCCAAGGGCAUCCUUGGCAUCACUUGGGACACACCGUACCCCGUUUCUGUUGCCACCUACUCGAGCUCAGAUGUGAGGCAGAAUGGGGACCCAGGGAAGUCCUGUGAAGAGCUACGACUAUCUGCUGAAGUUCCUCCUGGUGGGGGACAGCGACGUGGGCAAAGGAGAGAUUUUGGAUAGUCUUCAAGAUGGCUCUGCGGAGUCUCCAUACGCAUACAGUAGUGGAAUUGACUACAAGACCACCACCAUUCUGUUGGAUGGCAGGAGAGUGAAACUUGAGCUCUGGGACACCUCCGGGCAAGGUCGUUUCUGCACCAUCUUCAGGUCUUACUCCCGAGGGGCACAGGGCAUCCUGCUGGUGUACGACAUCACCAAUCGCUGGUCGUUUGACGGCAUCGACCGCUGGAUCAGGGAGAUCGACGAGCAUGCUCCGGGGGUUCCCCGCAUCCUGGUGGGCAACCGGCUGCACCUGGCGUUCAAGCGGCAGGUGCCCACGGAGCAGGCGCGCGCCUACGCCGAGAAGAACGGCAUGACCUUCUUCGAGGUGAGCCCGCUCUGCAACUUCAACGUCAUCGAGUCCUUCACCGAGCUCUCGCGCAUUGUCCUCAUGAGGCACGGCAUGGAGAAGUUCUGGAGACCCAACCGAGUGUUCAGCCUGCAGGACCUGUGUUGCCGGGCGAUCGUCUCCUGCACGCCGGUGCACCUGAUCGACAAGCUGCCGCUGCCGGUGGCCAUCAAGAGCCACCUCAAGUCCUUCUCCAUGGCCAACGGCAUGAACGCCGUCAUGAUGCACGGACGCUCCUACUCGCUGGCCAACGCCGCCGGCGCCUCCAAGGGCAACAGCCUCAAGCGGACCAAGUCCAUCCGGCCGCCACAGAGCCCCCCGCAGAACUGCACGCGCAACAACUGCAAAAUCUCCUAGCCAGUGACUAACUACGCACACACACAUAUACACAUAUACACAAACACAUACACACACACACACUUAACCCAGCUAGCACACCUGUCUGCCUGAAUGACCAACCGACUGACUUACAGUGGCUCCUGAUCCCUCUAACUCAUACAGACACACGCACACUCAUACGCACACGUGCAAACUCACUCUCCCCAAAUCUCCUAGACCCCCAUGUCUAAAGGAGAUGAUUGUGACGGUGUUCUGGACAUCUGGACGCGAAUACACAACAUCGACGUCCAGCCGCUCGCUGCUGCUGUUGCCAGCCGGUCGGGCGAUUGUCCAGAGCGGUCCAGGCGGACAGGGUGUUUUCUCGCGAGAACUCUGAUGUGUGCCGUGGGUUUCUCUUGCACUUGCCUUCCGUCAGGUCCUCGUUUAAGGUGAAGGAUUCUUCAGAUGAGCAGUAAUAAGAUGGCUGUGAGGUGUCUCUCGCCUGGCGAUACCUUUUGAAGUUGUUUUUUCUUUUUCUUUUUCUUUUCAUUCAUUCAUUCAUUCUUUCUUUCUCUUAUUUCCCUGGUCUCUACUGCUCAUUAGAGGAGUCGUUUGUGUCUGAGACUUUGCAAAUCAAAUCAUGCAGCCCUAUUCUCCAGCCCUCGCAACCCAAGGUCCCACCCAGGGCAGCCCUCACAAAAGUGGUGCUGAUGCUGGCAAUGAGUCGUGCCCAAACUGACAAGCUCUUCAAACGCGGCCCCCUCGACUGCCAUUUAACCCUCAUGGCCUUGGAGGAUGUGUGUUUUUAUGAGUGUGCGUGUGUGAGAGAGUGAGAGUGAGAGUUGUGUGUGUGUGUGUGUGUGUGUGUGAGAGAGAGAGAGAGAGGGAGAGAGUUGUGUGUGUGUGUGCGCGCGUGUGUGGGAGAAAACAAGAUCCGCAGAAGCCUGAAUGGGAAGAAAAUGAUUUACGGCCAUUGCAUCUUGCAUGCUCAAAAUUAUACCAUUUAUGUUUAUUUAAAAAAAGAAUGAUUCAGUGGUCAUCCAGAAUAAAUUAGUGCUACAAUGUGUAUACAUAUGUACAUGAAUUUGCACUGUGCAAGGAAAAUAAUUAGUCAUAUUUUUUUUAUUUCUUUUCUUUUCUUUUUUAAAUGGCUUGACACUGCAAAUGGUGAUUUGCACACACUAUGAACUCUUUGACAGUGUCUCUAUUUUUACCCUUGCAAAACUGAAUUUGUGGGGACAUUUUGCGUCUGCCCAGUUUUUAAGAUGAUGGAUGUUUGUUGGCUUGCAGGGAGCACCACUCAGCAGUCCCCCCCCCCCCCCUGUCUGAAGGUGGCCAGAGAGCAGGUGGGUGUGGAGGGGUGGGAAGCGCUAGGCUAGGACAGGCGUCGAGUGGAAUCGCUCGCGCUCCCUCCUAUCCUUCCUGGAUAGACGCCAGGCUGCAGUGAGGCCCUGCCUGCUCGCUGGGCC